UUCUUACUUCGCAGGUCCAUGACAUCAGCUUUGCACAGAUCAAGUGGAGGAAGCUGUUAGAUCAUGAUAUUUUGUCUUAAACCAUAUGUGAAGUUUAUAAGCUCCUUUAUGGGGUAGGAGUGGUAUGAGAUGGUAUUAAAAUUCAACUAUCUAUGGAAAUGGAAGAGAUACCAGAUGAAGUUGGGCUUCUAGAGCAUAGAUACCCCAGUACUGCAUGGUGGCCUUCAGAAUUUGCUGAGAAGUUUGGAUCCGUUUCACUUGAUGGCAAAGAAGAAAUCAUGAGGAAUCAGGAACUAACUGAAAGAGAAUAUAAUGCGUUGUCCUCUCAGACUGCUUCCCAGAUUUUCUGGAAAACUGGAACACUUUCUGAACCAAUACCAAAUGGUUUCUACUCUGUUGUUCCUGAGAAAAGGCUAAAGGAACGUUUUGAAGACAUUCCUACGUUGGAUGAGCUUCAUGCUUUAGAGCUUGAGGGUUUUGGAGCAGAUGUUAUACUUGUGGAUGCCAAGAAAGACAAAAAGCUUACAAUGCUAAAGCAACUGACUAUUACACUGGUGAAAGGUUUGAACGCAAGUCCUGCAGCAAUGAUAAAAAAGAUAGCUGGAUUGGUGUCGGAUGUUUACAAGCGACCAAACUCGGAAAUAAGUCAUGCUAAAGCUGCACUUGAGGAAGCCUCUCAGAUUUCUGACAAUCAAGGUGUCCAGAUGUUGGGUCAAAUAAAACAUAGCUCAUCUCGUUCUCGAGCAAUAUUAUUCAAAUUGCUUGCAGAUACUGUAGGUUUUGAAUGCCGGCUGGUUGUGGGUUUGCCUGCUGAAGGGUCUGAGUGUGCAGAAUCUUAUAAGCACAUGUCUAUACUUGUUGUGCUAAAUUCUGUGGAGCUACUUGUUGACCUUAUGCGUUUUCCUGGUCAACUUAUUCCACGAACAACCAAGGCGAUUUUCCUCACCCACAUGGCUGCUGGGGAGAGUGAUUCUGCAGAAAAUGAUUCCUGUGAUUCGCCUCUGGAGCCUAACAGCCCCCUCUAUGGGUUUUCAGAGAGAAAUGAUACUGAUAGUUCUGAGAAAGAUGACAUCCUCCAGUAUCAGAGGAGAUUUGAAGCUUCUUCAAAUGCUGCAGGACCUUCAUUGAGGAAUACGAUGUUGCGCGCUAACACUUCAAUUGACAGAAAAUUGGGUUUCUCGCAUAGUGCGCCUAAUACUGCUACAACGGUUUGGAGAAGAGGUCGCAGCAAAGUUAUAACAGAACCGAGGACUGCAAGUUCAAGUCCUGAGCAUCCUUCAUUUAGAGCACAUGGACGGUCCAUGCUUAGUGGUGAUAACAGAACUUUCAGAGGUUAUUCAGAUGAUGUUUCUACUUCAAGGUCAGAAGGUGCACCGACAUCAGAAACACGGAGAAUACGAAGAAGAAAAACUCCAGAAAUUGGUGAUGAUGUCGUAAGGGCUGUUAUAGCUAUGAAUGAAGCAUUCAAGCAGAACCGACUCUUGAAAGAGCAAGAAGAAAGUAGUUCAUAUCAUCAUGCCUCAACCAACAGAGAUGGUGCUUCAGAUCUGAAAAAAGAUAUAAGUUCACAGAGAUCAAUGUCAUUACCCUCAUCUCCCCACGAGUUGAGGAGACAGGUUCCAGAAAAAAGUGGGCCAGACAGGAUGAAUGAUGAAUUGGUCUCAACCUGGAACAGGAUUCUAGAAUCACAUAUGUAUCUGAAUAAGCCUCUUCUACCUUUUGAAGAAUGGAAUAUAGACUUCUCAGAGUUGACUGUUGGCACUCGAGUUGGGAUAGGGUUCUUUGGAGAAGUUUUUCGUGGCAAGUGGAAUGGAACUGAGGUUGCUAUUAAAGUUUUUCUGGAGCAAGAUCUUACUGCUGAAAAUAUGGAGGACUUCUGCAAUGAGAUCUCUAUCCUUAGCCGACUUCGACAUCCAAAUGUUAUAUUGUUCCUGGGUGCCUGUGCAAACCCCCCACAUUUAUCAAUGGUUACUGAAUACAUGGAGAUGGGAUCUCUAUAUCAUUUGAUCCAUGUAAGUGGUCAAAAGAACAGGCUUAGCUGGCAGAAGAAGCUCAAUAUGCUUCGGGAUAUAUGCAGAGGGCUCAUGUGCUUACAUCGAAUGAAGAUUGUCCAUCGUGAUUUAAAAAGUGCAAACUGUCUUGUGAAUAAGCGCUGGACUGUCAAAAUUUGUGAUUUUGGCCUCUCAAGAAUAAUGACAGAUGCAUCUAUGAGAGACUCAACGUCUGCUGGUACUCCUGAAUGGAUGGCUCCAGAACUCAUUCGUAAUGAGCCUUUCACAGAAAAAUGUGACAUUUUUAGCUUUGGUGUGAUAAUGUGGGAGCUUUGUACCCUAAACAGACCAUGGGAGGGUAUACCACCCAAUCGGGUCGUUUAUGCUGUUGCCAAUGAAGGAUCAAGGUUAGAGAUACCUGAAGGACCCCUCGGCAGACUAAUAGUAGAUUGCUGGGCAGAGCCAAACGAAAGACCUAGUUGUGAGGAAAUUUUCUCUCGACUUCUUGACUGUGAAUACUCACUAUGCUAAGUGAAUUCAGUUUUCCUUUGUAUAGUGGAAUACAUUGUAGAGGCGUUAAUUGAUGUGCGGCUGAAGUUUUUACUUUCAUAUGAUUUUCUAGUUUAGAAAACAUGUAUGCUUUGCCUGUACUCAAAAUAUAGAAAUAGUCCUGUUUUUAUUGGGAUCAUUUACCCAUUUCUAAUACCAGCAAGCAAUGAUAAGAAGUAAU
This is a messenger RNA of Solanum verrucosum, 2721 nucleotides long. Its product is annotated as serine/threonine-protein kinase EDR1-like. The record is from RefSeq and is a predicted model, not a curated record. Gene Ontology annotation, molecular function: ATP binding; protein kinase activity. Gene Ontology annotation, biological process: protein phosphorylation. The transcript is spliced from 16 exons. Bases 153 to 2522 code for a protein of 789 amino acids. NCBI's taxonomy places the organism in Eukaryota, Viridiplantae, Streptophyta, Magnoliopsida, Solanales, Solanaceae.